Messenger RNA from Mauremys reevesii (Reeves's turtle), 3338 nucleotides. It is a transcript of the gene ARSJ, whose product is annotated as arylsulfatase family member J. The coding region runs from base 262 to 2034 and encodes 590 amino acids. The transcript is spliced from 2 exons. The record is from RefSeq and is a predicted model, not a curated record. Lineage: Eukaryota; Metazoa; Chordata; Testudines; Geoemydidae.
GACGCAGCAGCUCCCCUGGCUCCAGGCGGGACACCGGCGAAGGAUGCUCUGAUCCUGGCUUGGCUGCGGCCAUCCUCGUGCCUUUGGGGCUUGGAGGAGGGGCUGGGGUCUGUCCCCCGCCCCGCCUGCAGAGGCAGCUGAAGUCGGGAUGAGCUGGGAUCCCCGUGGCUCGCCUGCGGUGGGAACCCCUUUAGGCUGCCCUCGCUCCCGUGCCUAGAGCCCCUAUCUGUCCUGCGCCCUCGCCAGCCUUAGGCGAAGUGAAUGGCCCCCGGUGGGUGUGCACCGCAUCACUGGCUCUGCAAGGGGACAAUGCUAGCCGGGGGGGUGCUGGUCGGCUUCUCCGUGCUCAGCCUCCUCACCUACGGCUACCUGUCCUGGGACACCCUUGGAUCUAGCCUGGAGGAAACAGAGACUUCAAGGGCCAAGCUUGGAGAGGAGCCAGAGGCCACCGCAGCCACCUCUCAGCCUCACAUCGUUUUCAUCCUGGCCGACGAUCAGGGAUUCAGAGAUGUAGGGUACCACGGGUCAGAGAUCAGGACACCAACUCUGGACAGGCUGGCAGCUGAAGGGGUUAAACUGGAGAAUUACUAUGUUCAGCCUAUGUGCACGCCUUCCAGAAGCCAAUUUAUCACAGGAAAAUACCAGAUACACACAGGCCUUCAGCAUUCUGUCAUAAGGCCUACCCAGCCUAACUGUUUACCUCUAGAUAAUGUGACUCUACCUCAGAAGCUGAAGGAGGUUGGCUACUCAACACACAUGGUUGGCAAAUGGCACUUGGGGUUUUACCGUAAAGAAUGCAUGCCGACACAAAGAGGAUUUGAUUCUUUUUUUGGUUCACUCUUGGGCAGUGGGGAUUAUUACACUCACUACAAAUGUGACAGCCCUGGGAUAUGUGGCUAUGACCUAUAUGAGAAUGACAAUGCAGCUUGGGAUCAUGACAAUGGCAUAUAUUCAACACAGAUGUACACACAAAAAGUACAACAAAUCUUAGCCUCUCAUAAUCCCAAGACCCCAAUAUUUUUAUAUAUUGCUUACCAAGCUGUUCACUCUCCACUACAGGCACCAGGCAAGUAUUUUGAACAUUACAGAUCAAUCAAUAAUAUAAACAGGCGGAGAUAUGCUGCCAUGCUGGCCUGUUUGGAUGAAGCCAUCAACAAUGUGACCCUUGCUUUAAAGAGGUAUGGUUACUAUGACAACAGCAUUCUCAUCUACUCUUCAGAUAACGGUGGGCAACCCACGGCUGGAGGAAGUAACUGGCCUCUCAGAGGAAGCAAAGGGUCAUAUUGGGAGGGGGGAAUCCGUGCUGUUGGCUUUGUCCAUAGCCCCCUUCUGAAAAACAAAGGGUCUGUGUGUAAGGAGCUUGUGCACAUCACAGACUGGUUCCCCACUUUGAUCACAUUGGCAGAAGGGCAGAUUGAUGAGGACAUCCAGUUAGAUGGCUAUGAUAUAUGGGAGACCAUAAGUGAAGGCAGACGUUCCCCAAGGGUGGACAUUUUACACAAUAUUGACCCCAUUUACACCAAAGCCAAAAAUGGCUCAUGGGCAGCAGGCUUUGGGAUCUGGAACACAGCAAUUCAGUCAGCAAUCAGAGUAAACCACUGGAAACUACUGACAGGAAAUCCUGGAUACAGUGACUGGGUCCCUCCUCAAUCUUUUAGCAACGUUGGCCCCAAUCGCUGGCAUAACGAACGAGUUUCUUGGAUGGCUGGCAAAACAGUGUGGCUUUUUAACAUAACUGCAGACCCAUAUGAACGAGUGGACCUUUCUGGUAAGUAUCCGGAUAUGGUGAAGCAGUUGUUGAGGAGACUUUCACAGUUCAAUAAGACUGCAGUUCCUGUUCGGUACCCAGCUAAAGACCCUAGAAGUAACCCUAAACUCAAUGGAGGAGUCUGGGGCCCAUGGUUUAAGGAGGAUGAGAAGAAAAAGAAGCCAGGUAAAAUUAAGGGAGAGAAUAAGCAAAAGAAGAACAAGAAAAAAACAAGUCAGAAAAAGGGACAGUCCUUACAUUGCCGUUUGCACCUUGCUGGUGGAUAGGAUCAACUACUGUCAUUGCAUAAACCUAACUCAGUCUACUCCAACUUUCGGGAGCUCCUGACAUUCCACCAGAGUAGAAAUACCAGCUCUGGUAUUUGAAAAAUACCAGAAUGAAAAAUCUCCCAUUCUGGUUUGUUCUCACGUUAUACCAGCAUAAGUUAUCCUGACACUCUACCUGAAGAAUAUAUAAAUGCCCAUGUGGCAAACGUUCUUUUCAGCACAAAUGUGUUCCCAUCAUAGCUACAUUCCAUAUAACAAUGGAAAUAACUCUGUUCCAGUAUUUCUCUGUUUGAAGGAUACUUGGUGGGGUGAUUCCAUGCCCAAUCUAGACUGUAUAUUUCAAUAAUGGUAUGGAAAAGUUACUGGUAUUUCCCAAACAGAUAAAGAUUAUCUAUAGAGAGAAGUAAAACCCAAAAUCGGACUCUCAUUUUAGGUUACAUUGGGUUGUAGUCACCAUGUUGUGAUUUUUUUUUUAAAUUAAGCACAGCAAAAGUUUAAGCCCCCUAAUAGUCUAUAUACUUUUUUUAAAAGCUGCUUUUAAUUAAAUUAUGUCUGUCUUGCAUAAAUGGGAGAUUAUUUUUUUUUGUGUUAGGUUACACUGCUUUCCAUUAAAAACAGAAGCACACACAAGAAUCAGUUAGUGCAUGUCUCAGAUUAUUUACCAUAGGGAUAGGCAGAGAUGUAGUCUUUGAGAACACCACCAAAACAACUGUAAUGUUUAUUCACUUUAAGUUAACUCUGCUACAGUCAGGGCCAGCUCCAGGCACCAGCGCAGCAAGCAGGUGCUUGGGGCGGCCCAGGGGAAGGGGUGGCACGUCCGGCUCUUUGGUGGCAAUUCAGCGGCGGGUCCCUUGGUCCCUCUCGAAGGGAAGGACCUGCCGCCAAAGUGCUGCCGAUUGCAAGCGUGGCUUUUUUUUUCCCCCUCCCCUGCCGCUUGGGGCGGCAAAAACCCUGGAGCCGGCCCUGGCUACAGUACAUAAAAACAUAAUUUAUUUUACAACACAAGUCAAUUACUUCACGUGUAUUAAAGCUUUCACAGUGGGUGAUGCAAGCCACCUUUGUUUUAUUUGAUUUUAUUUGCUCUAUCAUUAGGGGUUUUAUUUUACAUAUCCAAAUCUGCAUAGUACUGUAAAAACACAAAUUACUGUAAAUACUGCUAAGAUGAAAAAGAAGAGUGAUUCAGGUACAUCAUUUCAUUAUGUAUUUGCCUCCAAUUAAUUUGAAUGUAUCAAAGUGAUUAUUUGACUCAGUAGUCACUUGAAAUAUUGUUGUUCAGUUUCUGUAUGGAAGCUUUAUGUUUUUUU